AUGACAAUGGUCUUGGACAAGAUGGUCAAACUGCAGCAAGAAAAUGCCAGGAUAUGCGAAAAGCUAGAUUUUGUUGAAGAUCACAACAAGCAUUUGCUGUGCGAACUAAAAAAAAAAAGUAGUAAUAUGCAAAAACAUAGUUUACCUGGCAGCAAGAACGGCCCUAAUCUGAGGCGAACAGAAAACCAGAACGUUACUGACAAUUCAUGGACUACCGGCAGUUGA
Macrosiphum euphorbiae (potato aphid) is the source of this 225-nucleotide messenger RNA. Lineage: Eukaryota; Metazoa; Arthropoda; Insecta; Hemiptera; Aphididae. The record is from the annotation of a GenBank genome assembly.